This is a messenger RNA of Mugil cephalus (flathead mullet), 2037 nucleotides long. RefSeq lists its product as uncharacterized. Gene Ontology annotation, molecular function: protein binding. NCBI's taxonomy places the organism in Eukaryota, Metazoa, Chordata, Actinopteri, Mugiliformes, Mugilidae. The transcript is spliced from 5 exons. The coding region runs from base 9 to 842 and encodes 277 amino acids. The record is from RefSeq and is a predicted model, not a curated record.
CAACGGACAUGUUGCGAACAAAGAUGGCAAUGUUUUUCCCAUUGUUCCUGCUGAUCUGCUGUGUCUCUUCAACUCAACUCCAAACAGAGUCUGACAGCAACAUUAUUCCACACUUACAGCAAACUGAAUCAACAGAACAGGAACCAGCUAACACCUCUGAAAACCAACAAACCUGUACAAGUGACAUCCACGCUGUGCUGAGAGAGAUGAGCGCCUUGUUGGGAGGACUGAAGGUGGAGGUGACGUACUUACAGACAGAGAACAAAGCUCUAGCAGCUAAAGUGAGAGAACUGGAGCUGCAGAAGACUGAGUUGGACGAGCUGAAGGAACAGUACCAAGGACAGGAAGGAGAACUGAUAAACCUUAAAGACAGGACCAAGAUCACAGAAAACGAUGUGGAGGCUCUGAAGAGAGCAGAAGAAGUGAAACAAGUGGCUUUCUCAGCCUCACUGCUGGAUUCAGACAUGGAUGGAUACAUUGGACCCUUCAACACACUAACAACUUUGGUUUUCAGACGUGUUGUUACAAAUAUUGGAAAUGCCUACAGUCCACAUACAGGUUUUUUCAUUGCACCAGUGAGAGGCGCCUACCACUUUGAGUUCUACAUUGGUGCAUAUGGACAUACUUCAUAUCCUUCAGGUGCAGUGCUGGUCAGGAAUGGAGAGCAUGUUUUUAUUGCAUAUGAACAUCAGCCUUCCCAUUAUGGGAGCAGUUCUAAUGGUGCUACGUUGCUGUUAGAGGUUGGAGAUGUGGUGUUUUUGCGCUUGUGGACAAACUCAAGGAUUUUUGACAGUGAGAAUCACCAUAGUACCUUCAGUGGUCAUCUGCUCUUCGCCAUGUGAGCAGAACAAACCUUUUUUGUCUUCAUCUACUUUAUACAAUAGACAAGAAUGCAGUGUAUAUUGUAGCGGAAAUUACUCUUAAAGUCAACCAAUGGUAAAGCAGUAUCUAAGUGAUGUCUAUAGAUUUUGUGAAACAUUUCCAUUAUAAUAUCUAUUUAGUUGCUGAUAUAACAUAUGAUAACAGUCUUUCCCAUCUGCAUCCGUGUCUUGAUUUGAAGACAAAUAGUGUUUGUGUAAACAUUUCAUUAGGUAAAUACAGUAAUUCAGUGUGUAUUUAGUGUUUCAGUGUUUAUUUCUUGAUUCUUUACACCGUUAGGAUCUGUAGAAACUUCCUUCUACCUUUGAAUGCUUUGUGUCUUUUUCUAGAUAAUUCAGUAACACAUGACCAGAGUACCAGUACUUCAUUAACUCUUCUUUAUCCUGUUAAAAAACCUACAUGACAAAGCUUUGCAGGAACCAGCAUUUGUAUUCUGCUGUACACUUUCUCUCUUCAGCUCCCAACGAAGGCGGUCUCAUUUUUCCCUCGCUCUCUUCUCCCUUAUCUUCCCUGCUUCUUAGAUAAUUAUUUAGAAGAGGAUAUUAACAAUACUAACAUUUUCAGCAUAUAGAAGUGACUCAAAUUAGAUGUGCUGACACUGGUGUAAUCAAUAACUGUAUGUGAUUCAUAGUAGAUGUGUGGACAUUGACGUAAUCAAUAACUACAUAAUCAAAUUACUAACAUACAUAUAAUCAAUAGGAAGGGAGUCUCAUGACAGUGGUAAGGUUGAAAAUAUUAGUUGUAUAGGGUAUUUGUCUGAGGGGAUACAAACAAGUAACUGACCUUGCCGUAACGAAAGGGAUUCACCCGAAAGCAUGUGAGAUAAAACAGAGAACAAUAGAGGUGUUGUUUGAGAACAGGCUGAUUGUGGAAGGGUGGAAAUAGGUGUUGGGGAGGGCUAGAUAGGAUGGACUUUUCUCUUUCUUCUAGGGCGCUGUCCCCGGAGACUGGAGGACCUGAGUGGCUGGAGGUCGGGACCGACCUGUCCACCACCGACGGGAGAGUUUAGUCUAAACCACGACUCCCCCCACCUUUACACAACUAAUCAUAUUCAUUUUAUUGAAACUGUGAUAAUGAUGUGAAACUACUGAAAAUCAUCCUUUUCUGGGACGUUGGCCAAGACUAACUGAACAGACAAGGUCCAUGUGCAUGUAAUUC